This is a messenger RNA of Falco peregrinus (peregrine falcon), 5767 nucleotides long. RefSeq lists its product as uncharacterized. The transcript has 5 exons. The coding region runs from base 639 to 1247 and encodes 202 amino acids. NCBI's taxonomy places the organism in Eukaryota, Metazoa, Chordata, Aves, Falconiformes, Falconidae. The record is from RefSeq and is a predicted model, not a curated record.
UCAAAAAAGAAAACAUUACUUUGCUGUCUUUGCUGCCAGAUGUCUUCCUUCCAAAAAUAGGGUAAAUAUAAACACUUGGGGUUUUUGCCUUACUCACUGAAAUGGUAGAAGGUACCUUCAGGGCAAUAAAUAAAUAUUUUGUGAGGGAAGUAUUUCAAGGUUUACUAAGUCUUUAAGUUAAAGUGUUCCAUAAUGGUUUAUUUUACCUUUAUAAAUUACUAUGAAAAUAUUUUAUGUAAAGGAAUAGGUAGCUCAUGAGCAACACUACUUCAUGUCAAAUUCUGCAUCUUCCAACUCUGAUUUGCUUCUCUGGUUGAAGGUAAGAGACUGCGGUAGAGGGGACAGAGCAGUGAUUAGGGUGGACGACAAGCUGAGUAAGCUGCGCUGAGACUUCAGGUAGAGAUUGGCUUUUUUUUUGUGAAUCUCUUUUCUCAGUGACAUUUCCAAACCAGUAACUAUUUGAAAAUGGAGUUGCCUUGGUUUCUCUCACCUUGGCUGAAGAGGAACUGUCUUAAAGGAAGAGCUGAGAACAACCUCCGCAGUACUCUGUGCCUUUGUCUUCAGAGCCCUGAGAGACAGAGGGUGGUGGAGCCAACCCCCCCGGGCGGAGGAGCGAUUCUGGUCCUGCCCUCUGUGAUAUGGGGUGCCGUCAACACUGGGCGGUGGGGCAGAAGAGGAACUAUGGCAGUUUCCUCUAUUUGAUUGGAGCGGAAUUUGCCUGGCAUGCCACAAAAUCCUCAGCAAGACCCAAAAUAUGGUUUUGGGAAGCCCACUGCCCUCGGGCUGCUGUCACAAAGAAAUUCACAGAGGUCAACGGGAAAGACGGUGUUUAUCCUAAACAGAUGAACCAUGGUUUCGGUUACCUUGUUGGUGAGACUAACUGGAAUGGGCAACAAAGGAUCCAGCUGAUGAACGGGCGGAGAACUUAUGAGGAGACAAAACUCUGUAAAGCUAUCCUGUGGGAAAGUCAAGGGAGCAUUUAUGAUGACUGCAUUAAAUGUUACAGUAAUCUUUCCAGCCCGGGGAGGGCCAGAGUGCAGUCACCAUCUGUAAGAGGAAAGCCAGAACUCCGUCAUUCAGACCUGUUUUCUUUGGAAGAUGUGCCAGGGGCCCAUCACUCCCAGCACCUGCGCUCUGCCCUGACGCUUCCCGCUGGGUGCUGCCAACGCUCCUGUGGGUUCCGUGACCCCUGGAUGAGUUUGGAGGAAAUCAGCCCUUGCACCAGAGCUGUGUGCUGGAUCAGAUAAUCUAAUGAGAGGUCUUGAGUUUUCCUGUGAGCUGUAAUUGUUGUUAGCCCCAGGGGCACUGCCCAAGGUGGCCGCAGAGAACUUGUGUUUUCUAACAGUCAGCAAGCCUCAGCUACUGGAACCCAAAUCUUGUGUGUAUGGAUGGGGAACGAGACCUUUUAGCUUGGCUGAACCACAAAAGUUACCUCUACAUGAUUUUUUUUCUGACUAUCUACUACCCUUUUUCCUUGGGGAUGCGGACAUCUCAGCUGCCCUCACUGAUGACUGAAGAAAUUUUAUUUCUUAUUUUAUAAGAAAGAAAAAUACUCAAAGGUCACAGUAUCCUCUCAGAUCAUGCGAUUUGCUCCAUGACAUCCAAUGGUUCCUAUAAUGGAAGUGUUUCUGUAGUAGCGGUGUUGAAGCGACGGUGGGAAUACUGGUAGGAAUUUACGUUCUGUGUACUUCAAAAGUAGGAGCUGCUUCAAAGCGCUGCCUGUGAAAAUACGUGAUUUUUAAAGCAAGACUCUUCACUGAAAUGCUACAGGGAUCAGAGGAAACCUAUGGGCUGGCCAGAAGGCCAUCCCAUCUCUGACUUCCAUUUGCCGCUAACUUGAUGCUAGUGGGGAAGAAGGCGAGCCCACUCCAAGCCUGCUCUGCAUUGCUGAGGAUGCGCUCCAGCCCUCCCACUGGCACCUGCCUCCUGUCAUCUGUAACAUGCUCACUGCUCCAAGCUCCUGGGAACAACCCUGGACCUUCAGUGGUUUCCACUCCUUCGUGUCUGAGGGGCUGAGAGAGGCGCUUUCUGCCACGGCUCAUAGUAGCUGCUCAGUUUUUAUCCAGUGUUGGUAGCAGGACGCCCACAAGUUAACAUGGAUCGAGGAUAUUCAGUCCUGGAUCACAACCCAGUGAGUGGAUCAAACUUAGAUCCAGCAUACACAUCAGGUGAGCAGAUCUCAUUCUUAGACCUGCCUUAAUUAAUCCAGGCAGAUGUACUUUGCUGCAGUUGGAAAGAAGGCUUGAGGAUGAUGGAAACUAAGUGUAUGACAGCAGACCAAAAUAAGUCGCAUUCUCCUUGGUGAAGCCCAUACCGAAGCCACUGGGUCCCUACCCUGGGGGUGGGAAGGCUUUCCUCACAACGAAGCAGUCAGUCAGCCUGUUUAUGGUGAUUCAUCCAGUGGCCACUUAACAGUAAUGUGCGCAAAUUGUGAGAGAUGAUUAAUUUUUCUCCCACGAGUCUUAAGGGAGUUGGUGGUAGAUGGCUCAGAUUCAGCGUUCCACUGUAGCUCUCUGCAGUGGGUGGGAUGAAUCCCACACCGGAGUCGUGGCCCAGGGGGAUGACAAGGUCAGUUUUGGGAUGGGUGAUUAUAUCUCGUGUGGCAAAUUAGGUUUUAUUUAACAUUUGAAUUAGUUACUUCCGGGAGGAGAAAAAACUCCAAAGAAAGAUAAGCAUGUUUUGAAAUACUGCAUCUGUCAGAGACAAAGCUGGAUGGGAGUAGAAAAUGCAGAGAAAUGGAAUUCAAAAGAACCACGUUAUUUUAAGAAAACAGAAAGAAGUCAAUUAUUUUAGCAGGUAAUUUGGGACAGCCAAGUAGAAGCAAGCCUUGCAGAUGAGGCAGCCUGUCAGCAGGUUGAGGAGGGGGAUUGGGACCUGUGGCAAUCGCGGAGCCACCCAAAGCAAAGACCCUCAGCUCCCUGCCUUGGCUUCAUGUGGCCAGGCACAGCCGGGGCUCAAGGCAGGGUGGGACAGGGGGCAACUUCUGUCCCUCUGGGACAUUCCUCAGGGUCAAGAGAGACAGGAGGUAGCAGAGAUACCGUUAAGAAGAAUUUUGCUUUAUUUCUGUUUGGAAUAUAACUUUUUGGAUUAUAUAGUCUUUCACUGACGUCAGAGUAAUAAAAAGCACAGACUUAGAGAAAAGACUUGAAACUGAAUAAAUAUUGUGAGAUGGGUUUGGUGUUUUUUCGUUAAGCAAAUUGAGAGUUGUCCUGGCCAAAAGUGCAAAUGAAAAUUGUAGCCCAGCUGGUAGUGCUGAAAACUGCUCAGAGUAAACCUGUGUGGCCAUGGAAUUUCAACAGUUUUGUGGGAUUUUCCCUCUGGACACAUAACACUUCAGGAGAAGGAGCAAACGGGUGAGCAAUUAAGCAUAUAAUUUAAGGUGCAAGGGUUUUAUUUUGAUCUUAAUCAACGGAAACCACUUUUUCCUUCCAAAGAAUUGCAGAAAAGCACCUGAUGUUCCCUAAAAAGAACAAGCUCUGUUCAUGCACCAUCACCGUGCCACAGUUCAGUGGCAUGUCGAAGCAGGUGCCAUGUCUUCUUUCAGCACUGUAAGAAGACAAAGCAAAACCAAAGAACCCCCAAAAUAUCACUCAAAAAGAAGAAGGGGAGGGGAAAAAAUGAGGUUUGUUGAGUGUAGAGGGGUUGUGCCUGUGCUUUGAUGCACUCAUUGAAUUUAGGAGGGCUGGUCUGCAGGCUUGGCUUGCACUUGGGGGCUAGGGGGUACGAAAAAAGGGGUCCUGCUCGCAGGGGAGGAGGAUGCUGAUGCUCAAUCCCUGCCGUUCCCUGCCAUCUAGUGGUCUACCAAAACUGUAGUCUUCUGCCCAGCAUCUUACGGCAGGAUCAGAAGUGAGGGAGGAUGCUCCCAGUGAGAGGCAGUGAGCGUUCUGCCACUGCACAGCCAGGCGACUGCGGUGCUUCUGCAUCCUUCCAUCCGCUCCUCGCUGCCCUUUCAUCUUCCUUCUCUUCAGAAGACGGCCAGAGGUCUUGGUCACUCGUUCUGACCUUGUCUAGACUGGCAAGAGCUUCAAAGUUUUACCUUGGGUGCUUGCUGGAUAACUAAGGGAUUUUGCCAGCGCUGAAGUGAAGGAUGGGGAUAUCACAGAUAGUACAGGCUUUUUGGUCCUUUGGUCCUUACUGGACUGGGUGAAGCAGCAUCCUCCAGGCUUGAAUGCCCUGAUGUGGGCAGCCGGGCCACAGGUGUGCUCCCAGCAUUGCUACCAGCCAUUCCCUGAUAGCAGCAAAUGGGUGAAACACUGGCAAACACUGGGAAAAAGUUCCCUGGUGAGGGCAACCCCCCACCCCCGGGGCCUUCCUUGAUAUUUGACCUGUGUUCCCGCAGUGGCAUCCACUCUUUCUGUGAGACUUUACCCUCACUUCACUAUUUGGAAAUAACUAUUAGAUUAGGAUGGUGAACUCAGAGGCCAAUGUUUAUAAUAAGAAGAAACGUGACUUGCAAAUGCAGGUGCAUGGGCUGCUCCGACAGUUCCAUCCCUCCUCUGUACCCACUCAUGGGGACUAUCAAAGUUGUUCUCUGUGUACACUUUCGGUAUGUUGAAUAGAUUUCAAGCGUAUUAUUUUUUCCCUGGAAAGACUUCGAGUUGUGUUCAGCUUUUUACACAAGCAGCGGCCCUGCGUGAAAGUAAUCCUAACCGGGGUAACAUCCAGGGUGGUGUUUUUGCAAGCAGGUUCAGAUUAUCAGGGUGUUUAGGAAAACCACCUCCCAGAGGAAGUAGGGUGCUUUGACACAUUCAUCCAAAAUUUCCAGUGGUGCAGAAAAGGAAAGACAACAGUGUGUGUUAAAAGUCUGGUACUUUCCACUUCACCCUUUGUGGUAAUGAGAUAAAGUAAAAACAGGAGAUUGCUUUGCCUUUUUUGUUUAUAUCCUUUCCCAUCCCCGCCCUGGAGAAAUCAGAGCAUAUCUAUUAGAAGUGGGGUGGGAUGGGCAGGUGAUUUCCCUGCCUGUGCUGGGGGCAGCAGGGCAGGAUCUGGCAGCCUGGACCUGUCCCAGCCCCCAUCCAGGAGCAGGGCAGCCAGGAGAUGGACAUGCCCCAUGGACAGCCCCAACCCUGGUCAUCAGGCACCCCCCUGGGGACAGGGGUAGAAUGUCAGCUCUUGAGCGGGGUCUGCUACCCCACUGUUCAAGCCACAGGUGAUGGAUGCACCCUCUAGGACACAGAGAGGACGCGCGUUAUUGUGGCCAGAACUGGGGCUUCUUGGCUGUGGUCCCAGCAGCAGGUGGUGUGGAUGGAUUAGGUGCCAUGCUCCUUCCCCGUUCUUUGCAGAGAGGUGCUCUUUUUGCUGAUGGUGGUUGUUUUGGACCACGGGGAGAAGAGCCACCUCCUUCUUGCCUGCCAAGCGGUCACGGUGGCUGUGGCUGCUGCAGCGUCCAGCCAGGCAGUGCAGCCUCCCCAGCAUGUGGGACCCUCUCCUAACUCUGCCUCUGUGGUGAGGGUGCUCCCCGCGCUCCCCGAUACAUCUAGGAGCAUGAUGGCCAGAGAGCUUUGACAGAUUUUAGCUAAGUUUGUGAAAGAUCUAAGCUAACUUCUCUUUCUGGUCUGUCUUCAGACCCUAUCCCAUGUAAGUGAGAUGCCAGAGCAUGUGUCUCGAUCGCCUUUGGUCAGGAUGGGUGUGCAAGGAAUUCUUGCAGUCCCCAACCACAGAGCAAUGAGCUGAGCUAUUUACGUGCAAACCCACCACCGAAAGAGCUCGGUUCUAUGUUUGGCCUGAUCAGGAUGCACACCUCUGGUUCCUAAGGUAAAAGGAUACC